Molecule: messenger RNA, 707 nt
Organism: Trypanosoma rangeli
Lineage: Eukaryota; Euglenozoa; Kinetoplastea; Trypanosomatida; Trypanosomatidae
Exons: 1
Source: RefSeq, a predicted model, not a curated record
GAACGAGCAGCUCCGAAAGGAGCGGGACGAUCGGCUGCGGAGAACGAGCAGCUCCGAAAGGCAGCGGGACGAUGCGGCUGCGGAGAACGAGCAGCUCCGAAAGGCAGCGGGACGAUACGGCUGCGGAGAACGAGCAGCUCCGAAAGCAGCGGGACGACGCGGCUGCGGAGAACGAGCAGCUCCGAAAGCAGCGGGACGAUGCGGCUGCGGAGAACGAGCAGCUCCGAAAGCAGCGGGACGAUGAGGUUGUUGUUCGUAAUGUUAUGUGUUUUGCACGUGGAUGUGAUGGAUAUGGUGUGAAUGGUGUGAGGGUGAGGGAUAAUUUGCAUUUGUUUUGCCCUUCAUUGUCGUCGGUGGAGCGGAAGGUGGAUUUUGUAUUAGAUGGUGGGAUGAAAGGGGUUUUGCUGUGUGAAAGAAAGUUGUUGCCUGGGGAUGGAGUGGAGGAUUUGGAUGAGCAUUCGUUUAGUGGUCGGUGUGGUUGUGGUGUUGUUGUGCAUGAUGCGCGUGUUGUGGGUGAUUUUAAUGAACCCCGACCCCACGAUGGGGAGUCUUACAAUUUGCAGUUGAUGGGUGUUGGGCCUUCAGUUGGCCUGGGCGUAAAAUAUAAAGGUGUCGAACGGGAAGGGUACACCGUGUCUUCAAAACCAAUCAGGGGGUGCUCUCGCCUUGUUGUGAGUGGUGCAGCGCUUGGCACGUUCCGUGAUUAA